Molecule: messenger RNA, 1843 nt
Organism: Arachis duranensis
Lineage: Eukaryota; Viridiplantae; Streptophyta; Magnoliopsida; Fabales; Fabaceae
Product: protein VAPYRIN-like
Exons: 3
Coding region: 180-1712 (510 amino acids)
Molecular function (GO): protein binding
Source: RefSeq, a predicted model, not a curated record
GUUUUCACUUAGUUAUCAAGUUCAAACACCGACCGAAUAGAUAGAACAAGUCACCAUUGUUUUUCUACAUCCCACAAUCUUAGAAGAGCCGGCCCAUAUAACCAUCCAUUGCCUUUCUCACCUUAAAAUUGAAGCACACAACCAUCAAAUCUUCUUCUUCGGUUCCUUAAAACAGAACCAUGGACAGGCUCAUAAAAUUAGACCCAUCAAACACAAUCUCAAUAAGAAUUGAACCAAAUCAAAAGUGCCAUGGCCAUGUCACCCUAUGCAACGUCAUGCACACCAUGCCAGUGGCUUUCAACCUCCAACCACAAAUCAAAUGUCGCUACACAGUGAAGCCACACAAAGACACUUUCCUCCUCCACAGUUGUGUCGUCCCUGGCGCAGCCAUCAAUGAACCUUCCUCCAUGGUUGAUUGUGUCCCAAGCGAGUGGUUCUCGGCGAAAAAGAAGCAAGUCUUCGUGGAUACGGGCAUCAAGAUCGUGUUUCUUGGAUCCACAAUUCUGGUUAAGCUCAUUGGAGAUGAUCAUGGUUCCAUGGAUGACAUAAGAGAAGUUCUAGAACGGAGCGAUCCCUCGUGGAAAGCGGUUGAUUCGAUCGACUCGAACGGCGAAACGUUGCUCCAUUUGGCGAUUUCGCGGAAGAGAGCGGAUGUUGUUCAGUUGCUACUAGAAUUUGAGGCUAACUUAGAGGCGCGAAACGGUUCUGGAUCAACGCCACUAGAGGCUGCAGCAUCUUCAGGUGCAGCCUUAAUAGCUGAGCUUCUAUUAGCUCACAAGGCCAACAUAGAAAGACAAGAAACUUCGACAUUUGGACCCAUCCACGUCGCUGCUAAACAAGGACACUGCGAAGUUUUGAGGCUCUUGUUACUCAAAGGUGCAAGAGUGGACUCGCUCACAAAAGAUGGCAACACAGCGUUACACCUUGCGGUUGAAGAAAAUAAAAUAGAAUGCGUUAAGCUCUUACUAGCAAACGGUGCCAGAACCGACAUUCGCAACGCCGGCAAAGGCGACACCGUCUUACACAUAGCAGCAUCCACCGGGGAUCAUAACAUGGUCGAACUCUUGCUACGAAACGGUGUGAACCAGUAUGUUAGAAAUGAUUCAUCAAAAGCUGCAUAUGAUGUUGCAGCAGAGAAAGGACACUCUAGAAUCUUCGAUGCGCUGAGGCUCGGCGACGAUUUGUGCAUUGCUGCAAGGAAAGGAGAAGUGAGAUCAAUACGAAAGUUGCUUGAGAAGGGUGCGUUUGUCAAUGGUAGGGACCAGAAUGGGUGGACUCCGUUGCACAGGGCUUGUUUCAAAGGGAGGAUCGACGCAGUGCACGUGCUUUUGGAGAAAGGGAUUGAUUUGAAUGCAGAGGAUGAAGAAGGGUACACUGCUUUGCACUGUGCUGUUGAAUGUGGAAAUGCUGAUGUGGCAGAGGUUUUGGUGAAGAAAGGUGCUGAUGUUGAAGCCAGGAGUAAGAAGGGUAUCACUGCUUUGCAGGUGGCCAAGACGCUUCGCUACGUUGGGAUCACAAGAAUUCUUGUCAAUGGUGGUGCUAGUACUUUGGAUCAUCAAAUGGUGGUGCCAGAUUCCGGUGCAGUGGUUCCAAUUAAGAGUAAAAUUGAUGCUAAGUGGAAAAUGAUGAAGAACAAGAAGAAGAAGAAGGACGGUAGCGGUGGCUUUGAUCGUGGUUCAACUACUCCGGCUAUACCUAUGCUUGGUUCAUGAAUUCAGUAUUCAAAUUGAAAUAUGAUUUUUUUUUUUUUAGUAUAAUUCGUGGAAGAAAAAAUUGUAAAUUUGUCGAACUUGUUCUUCCCAAUGAGAUCCAAGACUUUUUUAAGUUAAAUGUCAGGGAUGGA